Messenger RNA from Equus quagga, 3212 nucleotides. It is a transcript of the gene FGGY, whose product is annotated as FGGY carbohydrate kinase domain containing. The record is from RefSeq and is a predicted model, not a curated record. The transcript has 15 exons. Gene Ontology annotation, molecular function: kinase activity; phosphotransferase activity, alcohol group as acceptor. Bases 182 to 1744 code for a protein of 520 amino acids. Gene Ontology annotation, biological process: carbohydrate metabolic process. NCBI's taxonomy places the organism in Eukaryota, Metazoa, Chordata, Mammalia, Perissodactyla, Equidae.
CAGUUUUUCCCUGGUAUCACAACUUUGCUCAGAUAAUUUUGCAGUUCGUAAAUGAUUAACAUCUGACUCCUGAACUCCACGUCUGAGGCCAUGCCUGUCCUGCUCUCCUAUGUGGCUCCGCGCCCGUCAGCUCACUGUGAGCCUGGGUGCUUUUGGUGGUUGAGCAGGUGAAGGGACCACGAUGUCCGGUGGAGAUCAGGAACCAGGAAGAUACUAUGUGGGUGUGGACGUUGGGACGGGCAGCGUCCGUGCAGCUCUUGUGGACCAGAGGGGCGUCCUUUUGGCUUUCGCAGACCAGCCAAUUAACAAGUGGGAGCCUCAGUUCAGUCACCACGAGCAGUCGUCUGAGGACAUCUGGGCCGCGUGCUGUGUUGUCACAAAGAAAGUGGUGCAAGGGAUCGACGUAAACCAAGUUCGGGGGCUCGGGUUUGACGCCACGUGUUCUCUGGUUGUUUUGGACAAGCAGUUUCAUCCUUUGCCAGUGAACCUUGAAGGGGAUUCCCGUCGAAACAUCAUCAUGUGGCUGGACCACCGGGCGGUCAGUCAGGUCCACAGGAUCAACGAAACCCAGCACAGCGUCCUGCAGUACGUCGGGGGUGUCAUGUCUGUGGAGAUGCAGGCCCCAAAACUUCUGUGGCUAAAAGAGAACCUGAGGGAGACGUGCUGGGAUAAGGCGGGGCAUUUCUUCGAUCUCCCAGACUUCUUGUCGUGGAAGGCAACAGGCGUCACAGCACGGUCUCUGUGCUCCCUCGUGUGCAAAUGGACAUAUUCAGCAGAGAAAGGCUGGGAUGACAGUUUCUGGAAGACGAUCGGUUUAGAAGACUUUGUUGCAGAUAAUUACAGCAAAAUAGGAAACCAAGUGUUGCCUCCUGGAGCUUCUCUUGGAAAUGGGCUCACACCAGAGGCAGCAAAAGACCUUGGCCUUCCUGCUGGAGUUGCAGUGGCAGCCUCACUCAUUGAUGCCCACGCUGGAGGAUUAGGAGUGAUUGGAGCAGAUGUAAGGGGGCACGGCCUCUCCUGUGAGGGACAGCCAGUGACGUCACGGCUGGCUGUCAUCUGUGGAACAUCUUCUUGUCACAUGGGGAUCAGCAGAGAUCCGAUAUUUGUACCAGGAGUCUGGGGCCCUUACUUCUCAGCCAUGGUCCCUGGGUUCUGGCUGAAUGAAGGUGGUCAGAGUGUUACUGGAAAAUUGAUAGACCAUAUGGUACAGGGCCAUGCUGCCUUCCCUGAACUGCAAGCCAAGGCCGCCGCCAGAUGCCAGAGUGUAUAUGCAUAUUUGAACAGUCACCUGGAUCUGAUUAAGAAGGCGCAGCCUGUGGGUUUCCUCACUGUUGAUUUACAUGUUUGGCCAGAUUUCCAUGGCAACCGGUCUCCCCUAGCAGAUCUGACACUAAAGGGCAUGGUCACCGGAUUGAAACUGUCUCAGGACCUCGAUGAUCUUGCCAUUCUCUACCUGGCCACAGUUCAAGCCAUUGCUUUUGGGACCCGCCUCAUUAUCGAGGCCAUGGAGGCCGCAGGGCACUCUGUCAGCACCCUUUUCUUGUGUGGAGGGCUGAGCAAGAAUCCCCUGUUUGUGCAGAUGCAUGCAGACAUCACUGGCAUGCCUGUGAUCCUGUCCCGAGAGGUCGAGUCCGUGCUCGUGGGUGCUGCUAUUCUGGGUGCCUGCGCGUCGGGGGACUUCGCUUCUGUGCAGAUUUAUAUUUACUUAUUUCAUCUCCACCCGCCACUUUCCAAAUACCUUUGAAGCCUCUAUCACUAAGAGACACAAAUGAAAACGUUAGUAAAAGAGGAAUUAAAUGGGAACAUAAGGAAGAAAGAUACGGGAAGAAGGAAACAACUUCGUGGCUGGAUUGAGGACACAAUUUGACUCUCAGCUUCCUGGCAGCCAAGACAAAAAAGAACACAUGAUAAGUUGCAUAAUUAUUUUCAAAAAGAGGAAACGUGUUCAUUUCUAGUGGGAGACAAAGCUUUUCCUACCAACAAAUUGCAAAAGACAUUUCACACGUGAGUUUUAUGGAGACUUUGAGUAUUAUAAUAAUAUUAACAGCAGUUUUACAAAAAGGUAGAAAACCAGUCCAGGUGGAGGCUGAGAGCACGGGCUCUGGAGUCGGACGCCUGGGCCCAGAUCCGAGCUUGACGGCCUCCUCCUCUGGGACCUGACCAUUCUGUUCUCCACUCCAUUUCUCUAUCUGCAGUAAUAAUCAAUAGCACAUGAUAAGUUCUUUCUCCGGAUCAAGAAUGCACCUUUAGCCCUACAUCAGCUUUGUUAAUUCCAUAUCAUAGUGGGGGGAGCUGAGGGAUUAAAGAAGGUAAAUAAUUUGGUUUAAGUUGAAACUGCUAGUAUAUGCCAGAACCAAGAAGUCUGGCUCCCAAGUCUUAACUGAGAGUUCAAGAAUAUUUGGUCAACUGAGUAUCAGAGAGCCUAAAUGACUUGCCCAGGGUCUCGAGGUCAGCGCUAGGAGCAAGGUUUUCCACAGUGGUCCGGUAAUUAGAGCCUGUUUAUCGUGACCCUCUUAUGGACCAAGAACUACGCUAGGGGCUUUGCGUGUAACCUUCCUGAUACCUGUAACAACUACGUUGGCCACAGAGAUCCAGAAAGAUCCCAGAACUGGAGCGUACCCUAAUAGAAAUAGACACGUGUGAAAGUCUGACCGCAGUGUCUGCACCACGUCCUGGGAAGUGAGGUACGUGACAGCCUGUCCAAGCCUCUGGAAUUGAUGCCUGUGCAAUGUCUCUCUCAGAGAGCUGAGUCCUCUUACGGAUGCUUGUGGAUUUUAACUGAAGCGUUUAAACAAAGAUGGUAGAGUUGAAUUCUCAACUUUUGCUGGAUUUUCUCGUACUCUUUCAGAAACAUCACAGGAAGAUACGUAUUUAUUGUUGAAAUGUCAAUGACUUGUCAAUUAUUAUUUUAAUGUAUCAACCUAUGAAGAUUUCUCACAACUAGAUGCCUUGCCCUUCCUGGGACAAAUCGUAAUUGCUGAAACAGAGCCGUAAAUAUGCUCGCCGCGGCCCUGCGUAGGUUACCUCACGUGACGGAUUGAAUGUUUGUGUCCCCUCAAACUUCAUACAUUGGAUCCCUAACGCCACCAGGUAAUGGUGUUUGGAGUCGUGGCCUUUGGAGGUAAUUCGAGUUAGAUGAGGACAUGAAGGGGGACCUUUAUGAUGAGAUUAGCGCCCUUAUAGGAAGAGACACCGGAGAGCUUGCACUUUCU